GCGUCGAAAGGGAAGGAUGUUUUAUUUAUUGUUGUCCCUGGAUUAAAUUAUUUGUUGUUAUUUUAAGUGGAAAAUAAACAAUAAACAAAUGUCUAAUUAAUUAUAAACAAUUUCGGGUAGUGUUUGGUGUCCGAAAAUGUCCAUUCUGCGGACAACAUUGUGUUUUUCCCUGUUGGCUGCUGCUGUCCGAGGUCAUGCCGUUCUCGAAUUUUCCGUGGAACCCGCCGACACGGUCGUGGAAUCCGGACAGUCGGCGGUGCUCGACUGCGUGGUGCGCGCGUCGCACCACCAGCAGAGCGUCUUGAUCACGUGGCUCGACGAGGACGGCUCCCGACUGACAUUCAUGACAGAUUUGUACAGAUCUCAACUGACAAACGGUUCUCUAUACAUAAACAGCGUCAUAGAGGAACAAAGACUGACCGGAAAUUAUCAGUGUAUGGCCACUUUGCCCAAUAUUGGGUCGAUAGUCAGCAGGACGGCAAAGCUCAGCAUUGCAAGGUUAAAUGGAAUUCUCGAAGAACCCGCUGACGUCACAGUGUACGUCGGCCAAAAGGCGCACUUCGCUUGCUACGUCGACGCGUCGCCGGCGCCGCGCAUCCGCUGGCUCAAGGACGAGCGGCCGCUCCAGAUCGACGACCUGCGCAUGACCGUUUCCCCGGCCGGCUCGCUCGAAAUCGACGAGGUCGUCGAAAGCGACCAGGGAUCCUACAGGUGCAACGCGUCCGGACUGAACUCGUACAAGUUGAGCAACAAGGCGAUUUUGUACAUAAACGGCGACCAGGAGCAGGCGGCGCACGUCGCGCCGCCUACUUUCAUAGCGCGGCCUCGGGCCGCCGUAGUCGUCGAAGGUCGCAAUUUGUCGUUGGAUUGUGCGGCUAACGGCAACCCGAAUCCGACCGUCACGUGGCUCAAGGACGGAUUCGCUAUCGAUAUGAACGAUCUGGACAGCAGAUUCAGCUUGGUCGGUUCGACGAGCUCCCUAAGGAUUACCAGGAUCCAGGAACAAGAUGGCGGCACGUAUCAGUGCCGCGCUGAAAACCGGGAGGACAGUCUGGACGCGUCCGCCCUCGUCCAGAUCCAGGUCCCGCCGAGAUUUUUGAAAAAACCGCAGGACCGGACCGAGUACUCGACGAAAGAUACUGAGCUCGAGUGCGACGUAUACGGCGUGCCGGAGCCACGCGUCCAGUGGUUCAAGAACGGCGAGCUGGUCAAGUACUCCGAGUACUACAAGCUGGUCAACGGGAACAAUUUGAAAAUCAUGGGCCUGAUGGCGACCGAUUCCGGAAUUUUCCAGUGUUUCGCCGCCAACCCGGCCGGCAACAUUCAAGCCGCCGCCAGCCUGAAAGUCCUAACCUCUGCCGACAAAAAAAAACGUCCGAAAAAAGUGGUCGCCCAAUCAAAAUCCAUCGACUUAAAACACCAUUCGAUGUCUCUUUUCACCUCAUUAAAAUCGGAAGAGGGCGGCAAAUUGGGCGACGUCGAUUUCGGCCAUUUUUUCCGCCGGCAACCCGGCGCCGCCCCCAUCGACCCGCACGGCGCCUUUUCCAGUCUGAAAAGUAGCGGCGACGAUUUGGGCGACGUCCAAUCCGCUUUUUCCUCCCUCAAACCCGCCCUUUCAGCCGCCGCCUCAUCGAAAGUUUCCGCCCACCUGCCCGGACCGCCGACGGAUCUCCGAGCGGUCAUCGUCAAAGCUCGGUUCGUCAUUCUGAGCUGGAAACCGCCUCAGGAAAACGGGAACGAAGUCGAAGCGUAUUCGAUUUAUUUUCGGCAAGAAGGCAGCGAAAGGGAGCGGUACCAGAACACCUCCCGAUCAAAACUCGAAGAGAUCAACAUCGGCGGCCUGUGGCCGGGCAAAGUCUACCACUUCCGAGUGGUUCCGAUCGGCGCCGACGGCCCCGGCGCCUCGUCCGACGUCCUGACGGUGACGACGCAGGCGGAGGAGCACGUCGCGACGGCUCCGCAACAUUUGGACGUCUACGCCACGUCGCCGAGGAGCCUCCACAUCGGGUGGCGCCCUCCCGAAGUCGCCAACGGCAAAAUAUCCCGGUACACCGUCUACUAUAUGGAGACGACAUCGUCGGUGGAGCACAACGUGGACACUCCUGACACCUCAUAUGAAUUAACCGGCCUGAAUCCGUACACGGAGUACAGCGUGUGGGUGGUGGCGGUCAACGAGAACGGCGCAGGUGCCGCCACUGAAGAAAAAAUGGCGCGCACCUUUAGCGCGCCACCUUCCGACGCUCCCGGUAACGUCACUGUGGAGCCCUCAAGUACGAGCAUAGUCGUGCGCUGGGAACCGCCUCCGCCCGAGGCCCAAAACGGCAUCAUCCUGGGCUACAAAAUCAAGUACCGCAAAUCCGGGAAAGGUAAAGGUACCACCUUUACAACCACCGCUGGUGACCGUCAUUACGUCAUCAAAGACCUGGAACGGGGGGCCGCCUACCAGAUACGCCUCUGGGCGAUGAACGUAAACGGUACCGGGCCGGCCUCUGAUUGGACGGAAAUCGAAACUUUCCAAAACGAUUUAGACGAAAGUUCAGUGCCGGGGGAACCAUCGGGCUUAAAAUACAGGGCAACUUUCGAUAAAUUGUAUUUAAUGUGGUCGCCGCCACUGAACCAAAACGUGCGCGUGCGCAGCUACUUUAUCGGGUGGGGCAAAGGCGUGCCGGACAUUUACUCGAACGAAUUAGAUGAGAAAAAUCGCACUUUUAUUAUUGAAGGUUUAGAGCCGAAUUCGGAGUACGUUUUGAGUAUUCGGGCGAGUAAUAAUGUGGGGCCGGGGCCGUCGAUCUACGCCACUGUCAAGACGCAAGACGAGCCGCCGCCCGAGCAGACGGCGGCGCUGAUGCCGCCGAUGGGGCUCAAGGCGCAGGUGCUCAGUACAACAUCGGUGGUGUUGUACUGGACGGAUCCGACGCUGAAGCAGAGUCAGUACGUCCGUGAUAGCCGCUACUACAAAGUCAAAUACACGGCGGACAAUUCCUUGAAAACAAAAAUCCUAAACGUCACUGAUCUGAACAUUAUGAUCGACGACCUGAAACCGAAUACGCUUUACGAAUUCGCUGUCAAACUUGUCAAAGGUAGAAGGGAGAGCGCUUGGAGCAUGGUCGUGCAAAAUCGGACGUGGGAAUUGCCGCCAGAUGUCGCUCCGAGAAAUGUCGAUGUUCAUUUGCGGACCGAGGAGGAAGUGGAGAUCACGUGGUUGCCGCCCAAAACUACCACCGGAAGGAUUACGGGUUACGUCAUUCUGUUCACCGACAACAAAACGAAAACGGACGCCCAAUGGCAGGCGUUAGCGGUAAAGGGCGACAACCAUUCCAGUAUUAUCUACGACCUUAAACCCUUCACUGUUUAUUUUUUCAAAGUGCAAGCUAGAAAUAGUCGGGGGUACGGCCCUUUUUCGAAUAUAGCCACUUUCAGAACGGGACAGAAUGUUGCACGCCACGCCUCUGUUCAAGGAAUCGCAGAAAACGGUAGUAUCUUUUCCAGUGGCGUCCUCCUAUACACGACCAUUGGCGGUUGCCUAUUGGCCAUGAUGACAGUCGCCCUUGUCGUCGGCUAUCUUUGUUGCAAGCGCAAAGAGGGCACCGAUUUGGCUUCGCCAAACAGAGACAAAAAAGGAUACCAAAAAGGAAAUCAAGCCGUCAAACCGCCCGACUUGUGGAUCCACCACGACCAGAUGGAGCUGAAAGCGAUGGAGAAACGUCACUCGGCCAACGACGGCGCGUCGAGCAGCGGCGCGCUCACGCUACCGCGCAGCGUCGGCAACGACUACGAAAAUCACGAAAAUCUACACGCGAACUCUUUGGAUAAACGCACCUACGUACCAAAUUACGCUAUAGCCACGCCCCUGAACCACGCCCCUCCCAGCCAAUCGAGUUCCGACUCGACGCCGUCGGCCCGGCCCGCUUACCCGCGCACCAAUUACCAAGUGCCGCGCAGUCACGUGGGCCUGGAGGCUCCGCCCACUACUGGCGCGGCGGUCGAGAAUUUGUAUUCGGCGCACCCGAGCGGCGGGUACGACGGCGUCAGUGGCGUCGGGUCUAAUCCCGGUUACUUGAGUCAGCCGCCCCCGGGCAGCACCUACGCCCCUGGCAUGAACGUGUUGGCGGAAUCGCAGGCGGCCAAACGGAUCCAAGGCCACCCGCUGAAAAGUUUCACCGUGCCGGCGCCGCCUCCAGUCUCCGCCCCCGGCACGCCCCAAGCCAAACACAUUGUCACUGUCAGACCGACGUCAUCGCCGUUCAAAAAGGCGACGCCGCCUCUGGCGGCUUCGGGCAGCCCGAGUGCGCAGGCGUCGCGCAUCAGCGCCGCCAACCCUCCGCCUCACACCGCCGACGAGGUGCAGCGCUUGCAGCCGUCUCACUCUACCGAGGAGCUCAACCAAGAGAUGGCGAAUCUCGAGGGUCUGAUGUUGACCCUCAACGCCAUCACCGCCAACGAGUUCGAAUGCUAAAAGUGUAAUUUCUGAGUCGGAAUGUAAUUUCUGAGUCCAAAUGUAAUUUCUGAGUCAAAAUGUAAUUUCUGAGCAAAUAUGUAAUUUUUGGAUCAAAAUGAAUUUGAGUCUAAAUAAAAUUUCUGAGUUGAAUUUUUUUUAGUUUAGUUAAGUCUCGACUCAGAAAAUAUAUUGUUACUCAGAAAAAUACAUUUUGACUCAGAAAAUACAUUUUGACUCAGAAAAUGCAUUUUGAAAAAAAAAAAAAAAUUACAUAGAAAAUACAUUUUUAACUCAGAAAAUACAUUUGGACUCAGAAAAUACAUUAUGACUCAGAAAAUGCAUUUUGAAAAAAAAAUAAAAAUUACAUAGAAAAUACAUUUUUGACUCAGAAAAUACAUUUUGACUCAGAAAACAUUUUUUUUUUACUCAGAAAAAAGUAGUUUUAGUUUCAGUUUGAAAAACUUUAUAUUUUAGAAUAUUCAUAGACGCCAUUUUAUUAGAGGAAAAUUACCGUUCUAGUUAAUUUCCGAACGCACUCUCUCUCUCUCUUGCCAGUGGCAGCUUGAAAAAUAUUUAUUUAUUUAAUUUUUUGUAAAUAAUUUUUAAUGUAAAUAGCAAACGAGAAAAAUUUGUACAUUAUUAUUGUAAUCGUAUUUGUUGUGUACGCCACUGGGGGCUGGUUUUUUUAGCACAAAUUCUAAAAAAAAAAAACAACCCGCCCUCAAUAUUCUAAGAAUAAUAAUUUUAUUUAUCGAUAUUUAUUGUAUGUAUUUAACAAAUUAAUUAAUGGUACUAAUUGAUUAGGUUUAAUUAAUUAAUUAAUUAAGGGAAAAAAGCUAUUUUAUAAAAAUACCCGAGUUUUUUGUAUUUUGUACUCUUGUAAGUAGCAAUUAACGUGACUGAAAAAAUAAAUAAACACGAUUUUAA
Messenger RNA from Ceutorhynchus assimilis (cabbage seed weevil), 5365 nucleotides. NCBI's taxonomy places the organism in Eukaryota, Metazoa, Arthropoda, Insecta, Coleoptera, Curculionidae. The record is from the annotation of a GenBank genome assembly.